Zasmidium cellare ATCC 36951 is the source of this 2607-nucleotide messenger RNA. RefSeq lists its product as uncharacterized. Lineage: Eukaryota; Fungi; Ascomycota; Dothideomycetes; Mycosphaerellales; Mycosphaerellaceae. Gene Ontology annotation, molecular function: GTPase activator activity. Bases 1 to 2607 code for a protein of 868 amino acids. The record is from RefSeq and is a predicted model, not a curated record. The transcript is spliced from 4 exons. Gene Ontology annotation, cellular component: cell cortex. Gene Ontology annotation, biological process: activation of GTPase activity; regulation of fungal-type cell wall organization; signal transduction.
AUGACCAGCAGCGGUCCCUCUACCGCUCCAGCUGGCGCCGGUGGACCCAGGCCACUACCGCAGGCGGCUCAGAGCGAGGCUGUGAAGGAGAAGAAGGACUUGGCCAGCUGGUGGAAAAACUUCAAGAGGAGCGACAAGAAAGGGCAGGAUCAAGUGGCGCCCCAAGGCAUAUUCGGCGUGCCACUACAGACUAGUAUCCGUUACGCCAAUGUCGCCAUCAGCCUUUUCAACGAAGAGGGCCAGAGUUACAUCUAUGGCUACGUACCCAUCGUUGUGGCCAAAUGCGGAGUGUUUUUGAAAGAGAAAGCGACCGAUGUUGAGGGUAUUUUCCGGCUUGCUGGCAGCGAAAAGCGCAUCAAAGAGCUUAAGGCUGCCUUUGACAGCCCAGAUCGCUACGGCAAAGGUCUUGACUGGACAGGCUAUACCGUUCACGAUGCUGCGAACAUCCUCAGGCGAUACUUCAAUCAACUUCCGGAGCCAAUCAUCCCACUCGAGUUUUACCAACGAUUCCGUGAUCCGCUGCGGAACCAUCAAGCACAGGCUGUGGGAGCCAUCGAAGCGCAAAGCCCGAGUGAGGGUGAGUUCGACCAUGAAGCUGCCAUCAGAGCUUACCAGAACUUGAUCACCGAGCUCCCGCCCUUGAACCGCCAGCUGCUACUCUACAUUCUGGACCUCCUGGCUGUGUUUGCAAGCAAGUCGGAUCUGAACAAAAUGACAACCCCCAAUCUUGCGGCCAUCUUCCAGCCUGGUAUCCUCAACCACCCACAGCACGACAUGGCACCUCAGGAAUACCGACUGAGCCAGGAUGUGCUGAUCUUUCUGAUUGAGAACCAAGACAGCUUCCUGAUCGGUAUGCAAGGUACAGCAGCAGAUCCAGAGACCGUUCGAGACGUGCAGGGUGGUGGUUCUCCGGCAAAGCCACCGACCACUCCCACAACCCCUAACAGGUCCAAGACUGUGAUCGGCAGGUCAGGAUCUAACUCGAGCGUGGCGGCAGAGAGCGUCAGGAAAUGGGGAAGCAUCCGCAGAAACGUCUCUGUCUCGAGCAAGCACAGCAAGCGAUCGGAGAACAUUGCACCUCCAGGGACGCCAACGCCUGCCACCCCGACCAGCGGUGUCCAUAGGAGCAAUACCGUCCCGUCAAGGAGGGGCGGUAGCUCAGCGCAGUCUCCUCGGUUUUCGCAGCAUAAACACUCAGACCCUUCGACGCCCAACCCAUCCACCACCGCAACAGGAGCUACGAUUGCGCCUCCUGGUGUUGUGGAGACGAUUGUCCAAAGACCGUCGACGUCCGAGAGGCACAGCUCGAUUCAGAACACACCAACCGCUACGACUGCGCCUGCCUUCCCCGCGCCUAUCGAGGUCACGUCCGCUUCGUCCAGCGAAGCAACGACGCCUCUGGCUGGUAUGGGAAGCGAAACAUCAUCUGCGGUCACUCGUGACUAUCAGACGCCCAAGAAGGAUACAACACCAUUGCUUGCACCCGGUGGUAGCCAUGAAAAGUCCGGUGAAAGAUCCACAUCGAACACGCCGUCUGCUGCUUCAGGUCGCAAAGGGUUCCUCGAUAUUCUCAAGCAAUCUCCAACAAGCGAUGGCGAGGGAAGGAAGCCUAACAAGCUUCAAAAGAAACGUAUUCCCGGAUCAACACUAUCCAGUGCUCAAUCGUCGAAUCAUUCUCUACAUGAUGACCACCAGGACAUACAAAGAUCGCCAGUCUCGCCAAAGUUUUCGACAGUCCCGCAAUUUUCGGCUCCUGGACCUGGACCUACACCAGCACCAGCGCCAGCGCCAGCAGUCGCUCAAGGACCUGCUGCUGCGGCUGCUGUUGCUGCAGUAUCGGGACCAACUGAUGUUGAGGGACAUUCAACUUAUGCCACGGCUCAGAACACACCAAUCGCAGAGCAGACGCCAUAUCGAUACCCUACUGAAACUACUUUGCGGCCAACUGUAUCACCGUCGCAUUCCUUCCAAUCUCACACAGAUACUUCUGAUGCUGAUAUGGUGGGAGACGACAUGCCAGCACAAUCUGAGGAAGAACCGAAGGAAAAGAAGCGGCACCGCUGGCGCUUCUCACGAACACAGAACAAACUUGAACAACCAAGCACUCCAGGCAAUCCAAUGAGUGCAAAGGAGCACGCAACGUCACGAUCAACUAUCGGCAGCGGCGGCUCGCAACCCCGGAAAAGCUUCCAGGAGCCAGCGCCUCUUGGUUCUGUUAGUACCGAUCCUGUCAUUGGCGGUGUUCAGCCUUCAGCGACUUCGGAUACGGUAUUCUCGGACUCUGAGCGUGAGCGAAGAGGACCGAUGUCGUGGUUGAAGAACAAAUUGCAAGAGAGGAAAGAGAAAGACAGCGAAAGGCGAUCGCACACUCCCGAGCGCGGUCACGAAAGAUCGAAGAGCCGGCAGGACGUCCAACUAUCCGCAAACGAAGGACUGCCCGUUCGGGGAAAGUCGUUUGAGCAGCCAAGAGUCGUAUCGACAUCGACAACAACAUCGACUGCGCCUCCCGCAGCAGCUCAGCAAGCUCAGCAACCUAUCGCAAGCACCAACGGCGAAAAACACAGCGAGAACAUCGAACCGAAGCCCGAAUCGAAGGCUGAAAUUUGA